AGAAAUCAAAGCUCAAUAGAGGGAUGAGGACCAAGCUGGGCCCCUCGGCGCGGCUGCAGGGGCGCUGGGGAGGGGGCGCACCGAGGCCCCCACCUCCUCCCUCUGCCUCCCCAGGAGGCCGCGCCCUGGCGGCGCUGCUGGUCUCCUGGGCGGCGCUGGGCCCCUGCACCCUGGCAGGCACGGAGCCCGGGGCGCCAUCGGACGCCGAGGGCCUGCCGUGCCCGGCUGCCUGCUCCUGCGGCCACGACGACUACACGGACGAGCUCAGCGUCUUCUGCAGCUCCCGGAACCUCACGCAGCUGCCCGACGGCAUCCCAGACGCCGCCAGGGCCCUGUGGCUGGACAGCAACAACUUCUCCUCCGUCCCCGCGGGGGCUUUCCGCAACCUCUCCAGCCUGGGCUUCCUCAACCUGCAGGGCAGCGGCCUGGCCAGCCUGGAGCCGCAGGCGCUGCUGGGCCUGCAGAACCUGUACCACCUGCACCUCGAACGGAACCAGCUGCGCAGCCUGGCGGCCCACACCUUCCUGCACACGCCGGGCCUGGCCUCACUCGGCCUCCACAACAACCUGCUCAGCCGGGUGGAGGAGGGCCUCUUCCAGGGCCUGACCAACCUCUGGGACCUCAACCUGGGCUGGAACAGCCUGGCCGUGCUGCCUGACACUGCGUUCCAUGGCCUGGCCAACCUGCGGGAGCUGGUGCUGGCCGGCAACAAGCUGACCUACCUGCAGCCCGCGCUCUUCUGCGGCCUGGGCGAGCUGCGCGAGCUGGACCUGAGCAGGAACGCCCUGCGGAGCGUCAAGGCCAACGUCUUCGUCAAGCUGCCCAAGCUCCAGAAGCUGUACCUGGACCACAACCUGCUGGCCGCCGUGGCCCCGGGCGCCUUCCUGGGCAUGAAGGCCCUGCGCUGGCUGGACCUGUCCCACAACCGCGUGGGGGGCCUCCUGGAGGACACGUUCCCCGGCCUGCUGGGCCUGCAUGUCCUGCGCCUGGCGCACAAUGCCCUCGCCAGCCUGCGGCCCCGCACCUUCAAGGACCUGCACUUCCUGGAGGAGCUGCAGCUCGGCCACAACCGCCUCCGGCAGCUGCCCGAGAAGGCCUUCGAGGGCCUGGGCCAGCUGGAGGUGCUCGCGCUCAAUGACAACCAGAUCCAGGAGAUCAAGGCAGGCGCCUUCCUGGGCCUCUUCAACGUGGCCGUCAUGAACUUGUCUGGCAACUGCCUGCGGAACCUGCCGGAGCAGGUCUUCCGGGGCCUGGGCAAGCUGCACAGCCUGCACCUGGAGCACAGCUGCCUGGGCCGCGUCGGCCUGCACACCUUCGCCGGCCUGUCGGGGCUGCGCCGGCUUUUCCUCAAGGACAAUGGCCUCGAGGCCAUCGACGAGCAGAGCCUGUGGGGGCUGGCGGAGCUCCUGGAGCUGGACCUCACCGCCAACCGGCUCACGCACCUGCCCGGCCGGCUCUUCCAGGGGCUCGGCAAGCUGGAGUACCUGCUCCUCUCCCGCAACCGGCUGUCGGCGCUGCCGGCGGACGCGCUGGGGCCCCUGCAGCGCACCUUCUGGCUGGACGUCUCGCACAACCGCCUGCAGGCGCUGCCCGAGGCCGUGCUGGCGCCGCUGGGGCAGCUGCGCUACCUCAGCCUCAGGAACAACUCGCUGCGGACCUUUGUGCCGCAGCCCCUGGGCCUGGAGCGCCUGUGGCUUGAGGGCAACCCCUGGGACUGCGGCUGCCCCCUCCGGGCCCUGAGGGCCCUCGCCCUGCAGCACCCGGCCGUCGUGCCCCGCUUCGUGCGGGCUGUGGCGGAGGGGGACGACGACCGGCAGCCGCCUGCCUACGCCUACAACAACAUCACCUGCGCCAGCCCCCCGGCUGUGUCUGGCCUGGACCUGCGCGACCUCAGCGAGGCCCACUUUGCCCACUGCUGACCCGCGUGCUCAGGAGACCUGCUGGGUCCCGCCCCCAGCGGACCCCGGCCUGGGGCCGGACCCGGGCCCUGUGGUGUGGCCCCCAGCCGGGUCCCAGAGGGCCAGCCCUCCCCACCCGUCCCCGAUUAAAAGCAACCUGAUGAA
Sus scrofa (pig) is the source of this 2063-nucleotide messenger RNA. It is a transcript of the gene IGFALS, whose product is annotated as insulin like growth factor binding protein acid labile subunit. NCBI's taxonomy places the organism in Eukaryota, Metazoa, Chordata, Mammalia, Artiodactyla, Suidae. Gene Ontology annotation, biological process: axonogenesis; positive regulation of synapse assembly. The record is from RefSeq and is a predicted model, not a curated record. Gene Ontology annotation, molecular function: protein binding.